CUCAAGUCCUCCCUUGCGCGCAAUAACCAGUAUGAAUGCUCUAUUCAACUCCGCCCUGCGACAGUCAACGUCAAUACGCAAAGACCUAGACCAGUUUGCAGACUCUGCUGCGCCGUCUCCGCAUCUUCAAGCACAGCUCAAUGCAUCCCUCACCACGUUUGCGCGCACCAUCGACGACUAUGGCAAGCUCGCCAAGCAGGAACCCGUCCAGACGAAGCAGGAAAAGGCAUUUGAGCGAUUGAAGAACUUCCGGAACGAGCUGGAUGAAUAUAGAGCCAGCUUCAAGCGCAUCAAGAGCGCAAACGAGGACGUGCAAACAAUCGAAGCGCGAACAGAACUGCUAGGCCGCCGCCCACAUCACGCUGCCACACCCGAAAACCCAUACUCGUUGCCCAACACAAGCGCAGCUGCAGCACACUCGCCGUUCGCGCCUGCCUCUUACGAUCCCAACGCGCCAUACCGACCUAAUGCGUACUCUGCCGGCGCCCAACAAGGCCCUGAAUAUGAUCGCGAGGGUCACGUGCUUCGCGAGCAUACGUUCUUCAAGCACACGUCUGACCAACUCUGGACGAGUUCCUAGAUAGAGGACGUACUGUUCUGGGCGACCUCGGCCAGCAAAGAGAGAUGCUCAAAGGCACGCAAAGAAGGCUGUAUAGUGCAGCAAAUACACUGGGUAUCAGUGGUGACACUAUACGUAUGGUCGAGCGCAGAGCCAAGCAAGACAAGUGGAUAUUCUACACUGGAGUCGUCGUCUUCUUCUUGUUCUGCUGGCUUGUCAUACAUUACCUACGAUGAGCGUGGGUUUCGGAUGGGAAUUUUGGGGUUAUAGUAUUGCUUCAAGCGGCAUUAGCAGGGCGUAUGGCGCUACUCAUGGGCGGAAUAUGGUCAAUCUAUGGCAUGUUGGUACGUACUAUACGAGACCUGUUGUGCAUAUAUGCAUGCCGACUAGGAUCGCGCACGCGCACUCGGACUAAUAUAUACAACGAAUUGAAUUUACUCUACUGGC
Parastagonospora nodorum SN15 is the source of this 1006-nucleotide messenger RNA. RefSeq lists its product as hypothetical. Bases 32 to 580 code for a protein of 182 amino acids. The record is from RefSeq and is a predicted model, not a curated record. The transcript is spliced from 3 exons. Lineage: Eukaryota; Fungi; Ascomycota; Dothideomycetes; Pleosporales; Phaeosphaeriaceae.